AUGGCCUUUUCACAUUUGGAGCACCACAUAGUUAUCCUCCAAAUCCUCUCCUUUGCCAUGAAGCUGAAAACAAAACUGACGACAAAUGCUGGAAGCUGGUGGGCAGUAAAAAAUUUUGGUGAAAUCACAGGAACUGUAGCAAUAGAACUGGACAAGGGAGCUUAUAUCCAUGCACUUGACAAUGGCCUUUUCACACUUGGAGCACCGCAUAAAGAGGAUGAUGGCCCUAGUCCCCCUGAGCAGUUUACAGCAGCAAAACUGUCUGACACCAGAAUUGCACUGAAGUCUGGCUAUGGCAAAUACCUUGGCAUAAAUUCAGAUGGUCUUGUUGUUGGACGAUCAGAUGCAAUAGGAUCAAGAGAGCAAUGGGAGCCCGUUUUCCAAGAUGGGAAAAUGGCUUUAUUAGCAGCAAAUAGCUGCUUUAUUACCUGCAAUGAAGAGGGAGAUAUAGAAGCCAAAAGUAAAACUGCGGGGGAAGAAGAAAUGUUAAAGAUCCGUUCUUGUGCAGAAAGAGAAACUACGCAGAAAGAUGACAUUCCAGAAGAAGACAAAGGAAAUGUUAAACAGUGUGAAAUCAAUUACGUAAAGAAGUUCCAAAGUUUCCAAGAUCGUAAACUCAAAAUAAGCCAAGAAGACAGCAAAACUCUCAAAAAAGCCAGAAAAGAAGGCAGUUUCCAUGAGACACUGCUUGACAGGAGAUCAAAAUUGAAAGCUGAUAGAUACUGCAAGUGACAAACAAUUGGCAGGUUUGCUUGCUUUUAUAUCCUUCAGUUGCCCAUCUGAACAUACUAUCUGAAUAAAACAUUUUGCAAAAAGUGAUUGUAUUUAUGCAAAGACUUUCUUGUUCUUACUUCUCAUUAAAGUUAGUAUCUAAUGUCACUCUACAUAAGAAUGUCAUUAUUUUGAUGGAAUGCUAUUUAGCUGCUUAAUAAACUUUACAAAUAUUAAAAUUUGGUAUGCAGAAUUUUAUCCAAAAGCAAAUAGCUUUAGCAAUUUAAUAGAUGAAGGUUGAGAGAAGCAACUCAGUAAUCUGAGGGUCAUGUUGAUUAACAAUCAAGAAGAGAAGAGCUGCAUAUGAAACCAAACUAUAAAGUUGCCCUGACAAAUUGUACUUCCAAUAAAUAAAUAUUUUAUCAGACUAAUGUCUCUCUGAGCAUAUUGGACUGAAGUCUCAGCUUGACUUCAGUGGAGUCAUGAGGCCUUAUAUCAGCUGAGGAUCUAGAAUGGUUUUCUACAUUUAUAGAUGUCAGUUUGUCUGUAAACAUUAAGUGAAUACUUGUGUAAACUGUACUUGAAAAACAGUAUGAAGGAAUGAAGAAAAAGGCUGUCAGAAUAAAAGCUGAGGCUCUUCAUGAGAAAAGACCACUUAAUUACUUGUACACUUAAUCAUCAUCAUGUUGCUGAUGUUUGAAUGCUCUUCCAAAUUUUGCUAACUUACAUCAGUUUUAUGAACUUGUUUCUAUCUUUUUAAACUAAACAUGUUAAAGAAUGGUGUAAAAUGCAGAAUCUGUACAUUCUUGAUUAAUAUGUAGAAUGCAGUUUGCUAUGUGCUUGUUACCAAAAUUUUAUUUUAGUAAAGUCCCUUUAUAGGAACUAUUCCAGCUACACUGAUUGCAACACAAUUCAGUUAUAACCAGUCUUCAGAAAGUACUUUGUUACCAUGCUCAGCUUUUUCACCUCAGUUCUUAUGUCUCAAGAAGACCAUUAUUUAAGUUAUCUACAUGCAAUGUGCAGUCUGUACUGUUCUUAGUGGUUUUUAAUUUGGAGUGUGCAGUUGCUUAUAAACUAAGACGGGGUAGUCAGUCAGGAGCUCAUGGGCCAAAUUUGGACCUCCAGACUCUUCUGAAUGCACCCCAACAUAUUUUUAUUUACUUACUUUUAUCAUUAUUGUUAGCUGGAAUCUGGACCUUGACAAAAAAAUAAUUGACUACACUUGACUCAAGGUGUAGACGUGGGAUUGUUAAAAAGAACAGGUAAAGUCUGAGCAUAAAUACUCAUCAGCAUAAGGCUAAAAGACGGUAUUUCCAGUUUAAAGUGACAUCACUUUACAGCUAGCCUAUGUAAAAAUGAAUCAGUGUGAACUUAAUAGUCUAUAUUCAGAACAAGUUACAACUGGUUCUUAACCCAAUUAAGAAAGAAUUACAGUAGCAGAGCCUUAUACUCAUGUGUCACUGAUGUCAGGGAGUCAUAGGACAAACAAGUUCAUAGAUUGUACAGAUUUAUACAGCUGAAAAACUUUUUACUGUUCCUUAUCACAUGAAAAACUGAUUUGCUGCAUCAGAAUUAGAACUGGUGCUUGAGAAAGUUUAUAGGUUCUAUGCUAACUACACACCUUGAUUGUUGACUCCCCCAUGUGAUUUUAAUGCCAGAAAUCUAAUUGUCUGCUUAUUUAAUACUAUUAAAAAGAUAAAGGAUCCUAGUUUUUAGAUACUAUGGAGAAUUUGAGUCCAAUUCUUAGUUUCUUAGAAAAUAUAUAUAUAUAUUACAAAAAUAAAAACCAUAACACUUGUCCAUUUAUUAUCACCUAUUUUUUUAUCCAUUGUUGCUGUUUGUCUAGAAAUAUACCAGCUCAUGCCCUGUUUAUCUUCCUGCAGCAGAGACUCUGCACCUAAUGCUUUUUCAUGAAAGCAUGGGAACC
Messenger RNA from Pelodiscus sinensis (Chinese soft-shelled turtle), 2638 nucleotides. The record is from RefSeq and is a predicted model, not a curated record. Lineage: Eukaryota; Metazoa; Chordata; Testudines; Trionychidae.